UCCAAAACCAAACGUCCUUCCCACUGUUUUCCCCUCUCCACCCCUCCAUUUAUUGCCUCGCCUCUCUCCGCUGCCCCCAUCAUUCGCAGACCCUCGAUCUGAUUCCGAGAUUCACCUCUCCAUUUGAAAGCUGCUGUUGAUUCCAAUUAGUGCAGAGGCAAUGGCGCUACUUAGGCUCACUGUUGCUCCCCCUCACAAUGUCUGCGCGUCCUCCUCCUUCGGCGGCGGUUAUCGGUUCAGAUCUCACAGAGUGUCCAUGGCUUCCACUGUUCAUUCUCCGUCUGUGGAUGCCGAGAAUGUGAAAAAGCCUUUCGCCCCGACCCGGGAAGUUAAUGUCAAAAUCACGAAUCCCCUGCCUCCAGAGAAGCGGGAGAUCUUCAAAUCCCUUCACGGUUGGGCUGAGGAAAACCUUUUGGUUCUUCUCAAGCCGGUCGAGAAGUCGUGGCAGCCCCACGACUUUCUCCCGGACUCCUCUUCGGAAGGGUUCGAAGAACAGGUCGCCGAGCUCAGGAAGCGGGUCGACGAGCUCCCCGACGAGUAUUUUGUCGUGUUGGUGGGAGAUAUGAUCACCGAGGAGGCUCUUCCGACUUACCAGACGAUGAUCAACACGCUCGAUGCCGUUCGCGACGAGACGGGCGCGAGCCUCACCCCUUGGGCAAUUUGGACCCGAGCGUGGACCGCCGAAGAAAAUCGGCACGGCGAUCUCCUCAACAAGUAUUUGUACCUCUCGGGACGCGUUGACAUGAGGCAAAUUGAGAAAACGAUUCAGUACCUGAUCAGCUCCGGGAUGGAUCCGCACACGGACAAGAACCCAUAUCUCGGAUUCAUCUACACGUCGUUUCAGGAGAGGGCGACGUUUAUAUCGCACGGGAACACUGCCCGUCUCGCCAAGGAGCGCGGCGACGUGAAGCUGGCCCAGAUAUGCGGCACGAUCGCCGCCGACGAGAAGCGGCAUGAGACGGCGUACACGAAAAUCGUCGAGAAGCUGUUCGAGAUCGACCCGGACGGGACGGUUCUGGCGCUCGCCGACAUGAUGCGGAAGAAGAUAACGAUGCCGGCGCAUCUGAUGUACGACGGGAGGGAUGAGAAUCUGUUUGGGCACUUCUCCGCCAUCGCGCAGCGGAUCGGAGUGUACACCGCCCGGGACUACGCCGACAUUCUGGAAUUCAUCGUCGCGCGGUGGCGGGUGGAGGAGCUGGCGGCGGGGCUCUCCGGCGAGGGGCGUAAGGCGCAGGAGUAUGUUUGUAAUUUGCCGGCGAGAAUUCGGAAGCUGGAGGAGCGGGCGCAGGCGCGGGUGAAGCAGGCGGCAGCGGUGCCGUUCAGUUGGGUGUUCGGCCGGGAAGUGAAGGUUUGAGCCGCCGUGGACGGCGGCGGCGGAUGGGGGGGGGGGUGGUAGGUUAGGUAAGUGAAGGUUUGAGCCGCCGUGGACGGCGGCGGCGGAUGGGGUGGGGGGUGGUAGGUUAGGUAGGUAGUUAUGGUUAUGGUUGAUAGGGAAGGUGACUGUUUAUUUUAUAUAUAUAUAUAUAUAUAUAUAUGCUUUAGGGGUUGGUGGGGGAGUGUAAGUGUAUGAAGACUCUGGAAUAAUCAAUCAUAGCGUGUUUUUCCGGCAAAAUUUCAAUUU
Molecule: messenger RNA, 1621 nt
Organism: Andrographis paniculata
Lineage: Eukaryota; Viridiplantae; Streptophyta; Magnoliopsida; Lamiales; Acanthaceae
Product: stearoyl-[acyl-carrier-protein] 9-desaturase, chloroplastic-like
Exons: 3
Coding region: 161-1354 (397 amino acids)
Biological process (GO): fatty acid biosynthetic process
Cellular component (GO): chloroplast stroma
Molecular function (GO): stearoyl-[ACP] desaturase activity
Source: RefSeq, a predicted model, not a curated record